Messenger RNA from Xiphophorus couchianus (Monterrey platyfish), 1712 nucleotides. Its product is annotated as zinc finger protein 32-like. The coding region runs from base 448 to 1422 and encodes 324 amino acids. NCBI's taxonomy places the organism in Eukaryota, Metazoa, Chordata, Actinopteri, Cyprinodontiformes, Poeciliidae. Gene Ontology annotation, biological process: regulation of gene expression. The record is from RefSeq and is a predicted model, not a curated record. Gene Ontology annotation, cellular component: nucleus. The transcript has 2 exons.
AUGCAGUACGAUAUAAUCAUAGUGAUUAUAUCUGCAUAUACUGUGAUAGUUCCUGAAAUACAUCUGGAUAAAAAAAUAAAAUAAAAUGUAUUUUUUUCAAAAACGUCACUCAAGUAAUUGGGUAAAUGUAACUAGUUACUACCAAACUCUAGUGCUGUGCUCCGAGCCACUUGCCCAAAUAAAUCUGAACAGGAAUAAAUGAUCGUGUUUACUUGUAGAAAUUUUAUUUUAAAAGAGCAAAAUAUAAUUGCUCCAAAAGUAGAGAGGUCGUACACCACAGGCCUGCUGUAGUGAGACGGCUUGAAAGGUGAAAGUCAGAGCUGCGAGCAGCAGGGGGCGCUAGCGAGAACACAGGCAGCCUGGAUGGUGUGACUGUGCGGCUGCAGCAUCCUUCGCGGCGGCUGCUUCAGGAAGCCUUUAGCCUUCGGCUCGUUUUUAAAGAGGAACAUGGCCGCUGCUACUCUGCACUCGUUCAACGCCUUCCUCACGGAGAGGCUGACCGCUGCUGCCGUGGACAUCUAUGGGUUCGUUGAAAAGACGGUGGUGGAGUACCAGGAGGAGGUCUACCGAACCCAGCUGGAGAACCAGAGGCUGCAGCGGAUGCUGGACCUGGUCUACAAACCGGACAUAAGGCUCCACAGGGCAGAUGCCAACCCUCCAGUAACUACGUCCACAGAAGAAGUUGCUCCUAAGCAGCAGGAGUUGAGCGUGGAGGAGCCAGGGGGUUCAGAGGUCAAAGAGGAACAGAACGAGGAGCAGCGGGAGGAGCUGUGGAGCAGCAGUAUGAAGGAGGAGGCGUCCAUGGAAGACAGCGACGACGGCGACGCCUUGACCAGAGAGCUGAUCAAAACCGUUCAGCAGUUGGAAGACUGCAGAGCAGCGGAGGAGAGCACAGGCUCCCAGCAGACUUCUCCAGAAGAUCCCAAACUGCCUGAGGAAAAGACCACCACCACGCUGUACCGCUGCCACAUCUGCAACUACAUCUUCACCAAAAAGAUUGUGCUGACGUGGCACCUCAAGAUGCACGAGAGCAAAGCCAAAGACGGCAAGGGCAACUUCGACUGUCACAUCUGUGGCAAGCACAUCCCCUGCCAGAGCAACCUGCAGAACCACAUGAGGGUCCACACCGGGGAGCGGCCCUACAACUGCCAUUACUGCGGGAAGGGCUUCAAGCUGAAGGGCCACAUGACCGAACACCUGCGGACUCACACCGGAGAGAAGCCCUUCAGCUGCCACAUCUGUGACAAAUCCUUCAACAGAGGCUCCACCCUGAGGAAACACGUGUUGGCGAAACAUAAGGAGCAGCGGCCGUACCGCUGUGACUUUUGUUAUGAAUUAUUCACUGAGAAGCUGCUGAUGAAGAGACACAUCAGGAAGGUCCAUAGUGUCAAAGCCCAGUCUCCCAGUCAGAGCCAGGCCUAGCUCAGCCUUAACGGAGCUUCUGGAACGUUGGCGCUAGACCCCCUGAAAUCUUUCACAAUGUUACCUUGAUGACUUUAACACUGACUCUAACGUUUAUGUUGAAUGUUUUCUUAGCUUAUAUGUGGACUUGUAAACUAUCUUAUGUUAUUAAACUAGUAGACGUAGAGUUUUACGGUUGACACCGGGCCUGGAGACAACACGAAGAUUUUAUCUGUUAGGGAAUAAAGUUGGUCUCAGCUGCUAUUCACUGUCAAACCUGUUUGAAUAAAAAACAGUUUUAUUGCCUUCUA